Messenger RNA from Amaranthus tricolor (Joseph's coat), 4526 nucleotides. RefSeq lists its product as uncharacterized. The coding region runs from base 379 to 4122 and encodes 1247 amino acids. Gene Ontology annotation, molecular function: ubiquitin protein ligase activity. Lineage: Eukaryota; Viridiplantae; Streptophyta; Magnoliopsida; Caryophyllales; Amaranthaceae. Gene Ontology annotation, biological process: protein ubiquitination. The record is from RefSeq and is a predicted model, not a curated record. The transcript is spliced from 15 exons.
CAGCAGCGGCCAGCAACUAGGCCGCCAGCCUGCUCCUCCCUUUCCUGCCGUAAAGGGCUGCCGCCACAGCAGCCACGGUCCAACCACGUGGAGCCCUUCACACCAUCUAGUCUUCACUCCUUUUCUAAUUACCCCAUUAAUUGGUGUUAUCUUUGAACAUGAAAUAAUUAGGGAUUUUGUGACUCAAAUUGAAGUUCAAGAUUGCAAGGUCCUUCAAUGGUGGUUGAGGGCCUAUCUCUUACAGGGGAUAGAUCCACUUUCAGGUUGCCAUCUUUAGUGCGGAUGGAUGUGCUGUUUAUGUGUCAUGUGUUGCGAUUGCAAGGACAUCGUUUUCGAAAGGAAGUUUGAAAUUGAGUUAAAGUUGUGAAGGUGAAAGCUAUGGAGGUUGAAUUAUUCAGAAAAUUUCAAUCUGAAGAAGAUACAGUUGAAGCUGAUGCUGAAUACGAUAAUUUGGGCUCUGAGGUUGAAAGAUGUGGUAUAUGCAUGGAUGUUGUUGUUGAUCGGGGAGUUCUAGAUUGCUGUCAGCACUGGUUUUGCUUUGAUUGUAUUGACAACUGGUCCACUAUCACGAAUCUUUGCCCAUUGUGUCAGAACGAAUUUCAACUGAUCACAUGUGUUCCAGUGUUUGACACUAUUGGAACCAGCAAAAAUGAUGAGGACUUGGAUUCCAGAGAUGGUGAUUGGUGUGUUGAAGGGAACGACAACAUACUUUCCUUUCCAUCCUAUUACAUUGAUGAAGAUGCAGUUAAUUGCUUGGAUGAUUAUGGCUGCAAAAUCCGAAGUGGAUCAUUGUCUUAUGAAGAAACAUCAAUCCUUGAUACUUCCAUUGCCUGCGAUUCAUGUGAUAUAUGGUAUCAUGCUUUUUGCGUGGGAUUUGACCCAGAGGGCACGGGUUUAGAUUCAUGGUUGUGCCCUAGAUGUUCAGUUAAUGAAGCAAACCAGAAUUCUGACCUCAAGAAAAUCUGUAAUUCUGGAAAUGAUUCCAAUUCUCAUCAUCUUGUUGACACAUCUUCCGGAAAACUGUCUAUAUGUGUUGCUGAUACCGGUGAAACAGCAGUGGUUGUCUCACGAAUAGAUGGUCAAGAUGAUGUCAAUGUACCAAUCACGAAUUGCCUGUCCAAUCAAGAACCUAGUGCUCAUCAUGAAACUGAGCAAUCAAUGUUGGGCCCUGAUUAUUGCUCAAAUGAAAUGAAAAAAGUUUUGAAUGAUGGGAUAGGCAAUGUCCAACCAGAUUUGAUGGUCAUGUCUGCCAAUGUGGGGGGAAUUAGUACUAAGGUUAAGCCAGAUGAUUGUGAAUCAAGAAUGUCAACUGAGCCACGACCUUCUUUUGCUUCUACAUUAUCUGCUGUUGUGCUUGAACAUGACAAAACUAACAAUUCAGCGGGUCGUGAUGAGUGUCCGCAUGGUACCUCAACUGAUGAGAGUUUGGACAAUGUGAAGGCUGAUGUUUCUCCAAGUUCUGGUGAAAAGCGAAAGCGUUCUGGGUACAGUUUCCAAAAGGAUGCUGACAGUGGACAUCAUGAAGGUAGGUUUGUGGGUGAAUCUUCAGCAAAAAAGGUUAAGGUUCAGCGACGUACAAGUACUUUGAAUAACCAAGCUGUAUGCCCUCCAGAGGAAUCUCGGAAAAAAAACAGACAGAUAGGAAGCUCAUUAGCUGAAAUUAGUGAUGAUUUUAAGGUGAACAAGAAUAAACCUGUUGAUAUAAUGAGUAUAGUCCAGGGAACAGAACUUAGAACAGCAAAUAGGUCGGAGGGAAAUGGUAAAUGUGCCAAGGGAGAAAAAAAUGCAGCUGGGCUAAGAGUGAAAAAGAUCAUGAGGAGGCCUAGUGAAGACAAAGAGUCAGAUGCCGUAGUACAGAAUUUGAGAAAGGAAAUCAGAGAAGCUGUUCGAAACAGGCCAUCUUGUGAAGUUGGGAAAAGCAUCGUUGACCCGAAUCUACUUGCUGCUUUCAGAGCUGCUGUUUCUGGAUCUAUAGCUGAACCAUCUAAGAAGACAUCUUCUGCAAUUAUCAAAUCGAAGAAGUUAAUGUUGCAGAAGGGAAGAGCAAGGGAGAAUCUCACGAAGAAGAUAUAUGCAACAUCUAGUGGAAAACGACGACGUGCAUGGGAUCGUGAUUGUGAAAUAGAAUUUUGGAAGCAUCGCUGCUUGAGAACUUCUAAACUAGAAAAAAUUGAAACUCUAAAAUCAGUUCUCAAGCUUCUUAGAAGAAAUCCAGAAUCCAAAGUUGUGGAACAGAAUUUUGAGGAAGAUUCCCCAUCUCCUAUUCUUUCAAGGCUGUAUGUAGCUGAUACUUCUCUUUUUCCUCGGAAGGAUGAUAUUAAGCCUCUUUCUGUUCUGAAAGCUGCUGCUUCCAACCAGAAUGGAUCAAUUUCUUCAGCGGAGAAGUGUGUUGAGUCUUGUCCAGACAGCGGUACCGUUAAAUCUUUGGACCGAAAUGAGGACCCAACUAAAAGUGUCCUUGUUUCUGUUGAUGACAAGAAGAAAAGUAUUUGUACCAGUAGUAAGAAUGGAGUAGUUGCUGGAAAGCUCCAAGCAACUGGAUAUCCUAACAAGGAGGCUCCUCAGAAGAUGACUGGUAAAACGGAUGAUGUAAAGGUUGAUAAAAGAAAAUGGGCUUUAGAGGUUCUUGCAAGAAAGAAUGCUUCGAAUGUUUCAAAUCCGAUGCACCAGAAACAUGACAAUACUGCAUUGAAAGGGAAUUAUCCUCUGCUAGUAUGUCAAAUAUUCAUUUUUAGUUUUGUAAUAUUUAUCAGACCUCUAGUCUUCAUCCUAUCAGCUUCUCUGGUUUUGUUUCUUGAUCAGGCUGAAUUACCAACAGAUAUGAGGCCCAAACUAGCAUCCGCCCGCCAUAACAAGAUUCCUGUUUCAGUUCGACAGGCACAACUUUAUCGCUUAACUGAACACUUCCUUAAGAUGACUAAUUUGUCAUCAAUGGUUCGAACUGCUGCCACUGAGCUGGCCGUUGCAGAUGCAAUCAACAUAGAAAAGCAGGUUGCAGAUAGGUCCAGCAGCAAAGCUGUCUAUUUGAACCUUUGUUCACAAGAAAUACGUAAUCAUACAAAUACCAUUAUUUCUGACACUCCACCUACUUCACCCUCUGUACCAGUUUCCUGCACUGGUGAUCAAUCUUUGACACUGGAGCAUCUUAAUUCUGAAGCACAAGAAGCUUUAAGAGCAGCUGGUCUUUUGUCUGAUUCUCCUCCAAAUAGUCCACUUCAUAAAAUGGAAUAUUUCAAUGAUGAUGAGUCCUUCGGAGAGGUCAAAGAAGUAAAGAGCAUAUUUGAAAUGGAUUGUCACCCAGAUCUAGAUAUUUAUGGUGAUUUUGAGUAUGAUUUAGAUGAAGAGGACUAUAUUGGUACUACUGCAAUCGUUGCUUCAAAGGCGCAAGCAGAAGAGGCGGAGUCAAAAGUGAAAGUUGUUUUUUCGACUCUGAGUUCAAAUACAUUGGAUAAUGGUUUAGAGGCUAAAGAGCAGGAUUUGCCAAAGGCUGAUAAUCUAUCAAGCCCACCAAAUUUGCUAGGAUGUCCCAAUGAUCCUGGCUGUGAGGGCUCAACCAUAGAAGAUAAGGUAGAUUCCGUACCACUUGCUGGAGAUACCCCUUUGGUUGGGGAAGGUGAAGUGCUUUCGGUUGCUGAAUGUGAGGAGCUAUAUGGCCCAGAGAAGGAGCCAUUAACCCAACAAAUCCCUGAUCUGGUUCCAGUUGAAAAUUUAGCUUUGCAGAAUGCUAGUAAUCUUAACACCAGCAAUUCUGAUACGACAAAAGUUGUCACUGACUCUGUUCAAGGAAUUAAUGUCGAGACAAACACUUCUGACCCUUCUGAUCCUAUACAAAAGCCCAAGGAUGAGAAGGAUGGUGUUCUAGUGGUUGACAAGAAAAGCGAGCAACCUGACUCUGUGCUUAAAAAGGUUGAAGCUUAUAUUAAAGAGCACGUCAGGCCAUUCUGCAAAAGUGGCGUGAUAACCGUUGAGCAAUAUAGAUGGACAGUGAAGAAAACAACGGAGAAAGUGAUGAAAUAUCACUCAAAGGAGAAGAAUGCUAAUUUUCUAAUCAAGGAAGGUGAGAAGGUCAAGAAACUGGCUGCACAAUACCUUGCGACGGUUAAGCAUAAGGAAAAUAAGUAGUUUUCCGUCCAAUUAUGACCAACAUAUUUUACAUACCUUCAUUUUAAAAUCGCGUACAUAAAAACUGGCGUCCUCUUUUUUUUGAUGGGGUUUCGUGUCAUGAUUUUUGGUUGGUGGGGGUGGAUUCCGUUGGCAGGAUCAUAGCUUUGGAUAGAAAAUGAAAAAAAUGUUAAUUUUUUAAAGGCAAUCUUUUAGGUUAAUUGGUUUCAGUAUUUAUUUGCAGUCAUUAUUUCGGGAUUAAGGUUUUAUCAUAUAUUUUUCGGGAUUAAGGCUUUAGCAUAUAUUUUUGUUGUUUUCGGUCUAGAUGAUUGUGAUCCUUGUUCGUUUAUAUCCCUGAAUGUCAGUCCAAACUUUAUAAGAUUACAUAAUUGAGUCAUAUUUGUGUUGGAACUAUUUUAAGUUCA